Molecule: messenger RNA, 1156 nt
Organism: Nanorana parkeri
Lineage: Eukaryota; Metazoa; Chordata; Amphibia; Anura; Dicroglossidae
Gene: CDK10
Product: cyclin dependent kinase 10
Exons: 13
Coding region: 21-1115 (364 amino acids)
Biological process (GO): regulation of mitotic cell cycle; protein phosphorylation
Cellular component (GO): nucleus
Molecular function (GO): ATP binding; cyclin-dependent protein serine/threonine kinase activity
Source: RefSeq, a predicted model, not a curated record
CGUGUGCUGAGCUCCACACAAUGACUGAAAACGCACCGGAGCCCGACCCGGAAUUGGCGCAGAUCCGCCUGAAGAGUGCCCGGGAGGAGAGGUUCAUCCCGGUUCCGGAGAGGGACAGGCUUGGCCGAUGUCGAAGUGUAAAAGAGUUUGAGAAGUUAAAUCGAAUUGGGGAAGGGACUUACGGUAUUGUGUAUCGUGCCAGAGACACCAGCAACAAUGAGAUUGUGGCAUUGAAGAAAGUGAGGAUGGAUAAGGAGAAGGAUGGAAUCCCCAUCAGCAGCCUGCGGGAAAUCACACUUCUUUUGAAGCUGCGGCAUUCCAACAUAGUGGAGCUGAAGGAAGUGGUGGUGGGCAAUCACCUAGAGAGCAUUUUCCUGGUUAUGGGUUACUGCGAACAGGACUUGGCCAGCCUCCUAGAGAACAUGCAGACCCCGUUCACAGAAGCCCAGGUCAAGUGUAUCUGUUUCCAGCUGCUCACUGGUCUUCAGUAUCUGCAUGAGAACUUUAUAGUGCACAGAGAUCUCAAGGUGUCCAAUCUACUGAUGACAGAUAAAGGAUGUGUAAAGAUUGCUGAUUUUGGACUUGCUCGUGCCUUCAGUGUUCCUGCAAAGCAGAUGACUCCCAAAGUUGUGACACUCUGGUAUAGAGCGCCUGAGCUGCUGUUUGGAAGUAUGACACAAACAACUGCCAUUGAUAUGUGGGCCGUGGGCUGUAUCCUGGCUGAGCUUCUGGCUCACAAACCCUUAUUACCGGGUUCUUCAGAAAUCCAGCAGAUUGAUCUUAUUAUACAACUUCUGGGGACACCAAAUGAGACCAUCUGGCCGGGUUUUUCCAAGCUGCCUCUAGUUGGCCAGUACACAGUACGCAAACAGCCGUACAACAAUCUGAAACACAAGUUCCCCUGGCUGUCAGAGGCCGGCCUGCGACUGCUCAACUUCCUCUUUAUGUAUGACCCAAAAAAGAGAGCCACAGCCGAGGACAGUCUGGCCAGCUCCUACUUCAAGGAAAAGCCUCUACCUUGUGAGCCGCAACUGAUGCCGACGUUCCCGCAUCACCGCAACAAGAGAGUGAGCGGCUACGGGGCGGAGGGCCACACUAAACGCUGCAAGCAGUGAAACGUCAUACUCGUGUUGUCUUCUGUCUGCGAAUAAGAGUG